UCUAGUUCGUCUCCUGUAGUUCGCAGCUGUGUGGAUCUCCAGGUGUUGGAGUUGGAGCGUGUUACUGAGUUGGGCCAGAAUGGGGCAGCAGAGCUGUGCAGAGAAGGACUUCAGAACCUGGAGACUCUACUACUCACCUCUACUCCGGUUACAGCUGAGCAACUCCUUCUGCACUUGAACAGUGAGUUACUGACCCCGGACCUCUAACCCUGGCCUCUACUACUCUCACCUCUACUUUCCGGUUUUACAGCUGAAGCAUACUGCACUUUAAAACAGUGAGUUUUCUGACCACUGAUAUCUAACACCUGACCUCUACUCACCACACCUCUACUUCCGUUACACAAGCCUGAAGGCCAACUACUGCACUUUAAACAGUGAGUUUUCUGACCCCUCUGACCUCUAAACCCUGACCUCUACUACUACCUCCUACUCCGUUACAGCUGACGCACUAAACUGCACUUUUAACCAGUGAGUUACUGACCCCUACCUCUAAACCCGACCUCUAAUACUCACCUCUACUCCUUCCGUUACAGCUGAAGCACUACUGCACUUUAACAAGUGAGUACGACCCUGACCUCUAAAUCCCCUGACCUCUACUACUCCAACCUCUAUACUACCGGAUUACAGCUGAAGCCACUACUGCAACUAGCACUUAAAAGUGAGUUUACUGACCCCGCUGACCUCUAAACAACCCUGACCUCUACUAUCCCUCGACUCCGUUACACACUGAAGCACUACUGCACGUUACAGUGAGGUUACGGACCCCAUGACCUCUAAACCCUGACCUCUACUACUCACCUCUACUCCGGUUACAGCUGAAGCACUACUGCACUUUAACAGUGAGUUACUGACCCCUGACCUCUAAACCCUGACCUCUACUACUCACCUCUACUCCGGUUACAGCUGAAGCACUACUGCACUUCAACAGUGAGUUACUGACCCCUAACUUCAGACCACUUAUUUUUUUACACCUGAUUGACCUUAACAAAUGUAGGAUACUAAAACCCCCAAAACGACCAACUUUUCCUUCUCAGUACUUACCUCUCCCUCACCCUCUCUAUAUUCUAGGUGUGUGUUGUAACCUCAGGUCCAUCAUAGUGCAGAUUGGGACGGCUGACCAUUUGGAGGAGCCAGACUGUCCUGAAGCUAAGAGACAGUACGAUGAGAUGGUCAACAAGUUACAGGUGAAUUAACCUUUAACUUUUAACCCUUGACUUAAGCCCCCUAUUCCCUAAAAUGCACUACUUUUAUGAGUCAACUCCAGUGGUAUCAAAGGAUGCCAGUUACAAUCACAAUACUCUAUACUAUAUAUAUAUAUAUAUAUAUAUAUAUAUAUAUAUAUAUAUAUAUUAUUGUCUCUCCUACAGGCCCUCAAGAUGAGACCAGGUCUGUCUGAAGUACUGCAGAUCGUUUGA
Messenger RNA from Coregonus sp. 'balchen', 1415 nucleotides. NCBI's taxonomy places the organism in Eukaryota, Metazoa, Chordata, Actinopteri, Salmoniformes, Salmonidae. The record is from the annotation of a GenBank genome assembly.